UGGUGCGUUUGCGCCGCCUGUCUUGAAAGGGAGGUGAGGAAUAGUUUACUUUUCAGAGUUCAAGGUUUCGUUUCGGUGUUCGUUUGGAGCAAAAGGGUUUUGCCGAGGCAGAAAGCCCCUUUUCACAAGAUGCUGAACAUGUGGAAAGUUCGGGAGUUGGUUGACAAAGCCACCAACGUAGUGAUGAACUACUCGGAGGUGGAGUCUAAAGUCAGAGAAGCCACCAAUGAUGACCCUUGGGGACCAUCAGGACAGCUAAUGACUGAAAUUUCAAGAGCCACCUUCAUGUACGAGCAAUUCCCAGAGGUGAUGAACAUGCUGUGGGCUCGCAUGCUGAGGGACAACAAGAAGAACUGGAGGAGAGUCUACAAGUCCCUAUUAUUGUUGGCCCAUCUAAUCAGAAAUGGAUCAGAGAGGGUUGUAACCAGCACCAGAGAACACCUGUAUGACCUGAGAUCGUUAGAAAGUUACCAUUUUGUAGAUGAGAAUGGGAAGGAUCAGGGAGUAAAUGUGCGUCAGAAGGUGAAGGAAAUUGUGGAGUUUGUUCAGGAUGACGACCGACUUAGGGAAGAACGAAAAAAGGCAAAAAAGAACAAAGACAAAUACGUUGGGGUAUCCUCCAACGCUAUGGGGUAUAAAGGUUAUUCUGGCGACAGAUACGACUCCAGUGAGAACCGAGGAAAGUGGGACGAUGACUGGGACAAAAGUAAAGGACCUUUUCCCUUCAGUGAAAAGUUUGGGGAGCUCAAGGACACAAUUGGUAGCACUAUUGAUGAUACCAUAAACAGGUUCAGGAAGAAGGACAGAGAUGACUCACCAGAACGAUUCAGUGACCACGAAGAGGACCGCGAUCGUUCGUCUUACAACGGUCGGUCGAAGAAAGAGUUCAAGGAUGAAGAGGAGACUGUUACAACCAAGAGCGUACAGAUCGUCCAGGCAACAGAAACAACAGCAACACGAAAGAAAGGGGUACCGUCUAAAAAGGUGGACCUGGGAGCUGCAGCUAACUACACAGGAGACAAGAGCCCAGAAACCACUGCCAAACAGACCCAGCCAGCAGCUGCUCCCCAGCCUUCCAGCAGCAGCAUAGCUGACCUAUUAAUGGUGGACACCACACCUAGUCAGCCUGCUGCCACAGACUUUGUUGGUGGAUUUGCUGAGUUCGCCUCGUCUUCUGCCUCAGCUGGACCGUCCUCAGGAUCUGCUACGACCUCUAGCACCAAUGGAGAGUUUGGUGAGUGGAAUGCCUUUCCUGGAGGUCAGAUGCCAGCAUCUGCUCAGCGUGCUGACAUAAGUGGAAAUGACUUUUUUGGAGCCAUGACAGCAGUUUCUCCCACUGCCCCUGCGCCUGCCACGGUUCUCGCUCCAGCCUCUGGUCUCGCUUCAGCAGACCUGUUUGACUUGAUGGCACCAACUCAAUCCAUCACCUCCUCCCAGAGCCUCAACUUCAGCAUGAACAGCACACAGAGCAUGAGCACCACAGUCUUUCCACAGUCCAUGUCACAGAACAUGGGGGGUCCUCUACAACCACAGCUGGUGCAGCAUGGAGGGGCCUCUCAAAGCGCAGGAGCCAAAGCGUCUCUCCCGUCCACCUGGUCGGAUCACUCUGUUAACAUCAGCCUGGACUUUCUGGGCCCAGGCAUGACUCCUCCUAAGCCAAGCCAGCCUAGUCUCAACACCCUCCAGCAAGGCCAUCCAGCACCUGCCAACAUGCUCUCCCAGGGAUUUUCAAAUAUGAGUAUUGGAGCAACGACAGUCAGGCCACCUGUUAAUACCAUGAUGCACCCUGGUGCUAGCAUGGGGAUGGGCAUGGCUCCUAACCAAGGCAUGAUGGGGAUGGGCAUGAACAUGGGGAUGCCACAGGCAGGUAUGACCAUGGGGAUGCCUGGUGCCAUGGGGAUGGGAAUGGGGAUGAACCCUCAAAUGAUCCAACAGCCCAAACACGAUGCCUUUGCUGACUUUGGCAACUUUGGAAAGUAAUGGAAGCGGCAAGCAAAGAUUAUCAGAAGUGGUGGCAGUUUCUUGCCGUCCAUUGGUGAAGGAUCAUCAUGAGCUCCAAACAAAGAGUACUUGAAAUAUCGUCAGCUAUCUUCUUACCAACACCCUGCAAUCUGUUUUUUUUAAAGUUAUGUAGUGAUGUGGAUCUAAAUGAAUGUGUUGAUUGAACCAAUGAUCUGUGCGGUCUAGGAUGGUGGUUAGACAGACUCACUGGUGUGUCGUUUGAUUCACGAGUCGAUGAGAAAAGUGCCUGAGAAAGUAGGGAUUUGCUUUAUAACCUCAAAUCAAGUGAAAUCAGAUUAGUGAAAAACAUUAGCUGCAGGACUUUUUUGUUGCUGUUGUUGUUGAGAACACCUUCUCAAUAUCUUAAUCGUACAUUUGGGUUACACCAUCGGCCAUUUUAACUUUCUAACGUAUAUCGAAGAAUGUCAAGUUACCUCCUUGUUUUUCUGUCUUCCUAUAUGUAAAUAGAAAUUUUGAGCCCCUCCAGUAAGUUAUGAAGUUACGAGAGACAGAAACAGUGUGUCAAGUUGUAUCAUACAGACCAGACCCGUGUGAAUGAAGAUCUAAACGAAGCAUGUUAUUACACAAGUGGUACACUUGGAGGUUUUUCCUAAAAUGUUUGCAGAGAAAGCUGUAAGGAAUGUUUUGUUUGUUUCUUCAGUAAAAUGAAAACAAUGGCCUUUCUUAUUAGAAUAUAUCUAUAUUUUAUACUUAUGAAGCAUACAGGUCGGUUUGUGUCCAAGAUAAUCAAAGAGAACAGUUUCUUGCGGUGCUUGAGGGUCUUCAUUCCAGCACACAGUUCCUGAAAAAUCUGCCUUUUCUCCUCUAACCUGACGGAGACCGUGGAGAAAACUGUCACAAUGAAGUUUGUCCUGUGUAGCCAGGUAUGCUGUCUGCAGAUAUUCAUGUAAACUAAAUCGUUUUACAAUGUUCCUUCAUCCCAAGCACCUUUUGUUUUAAAAAGAAAAUGUUUCCGAUCUAUUCACGUGCUUGCACACACACACAGAGGACCUCAGGUUUGAUCUCGGACUGUAAAAAGCAUCAGUUUCAUGUUACUCUGUGCUUCUUGGUAAAACAGCAGCUUCGUUUCACGAACGUUGCAUAUCAACACGACAGCGGUGUCGAUUUAUCGUAACAAUCACCUUCUUGUGUUUUACAGCAUAAAGUUAGAAAAUGAUUUGAGGGAAAGCACUUUUAUGAGCUGCGGGGUGCAGACUGUGCACACCCAGAAUGUGGUGAUCUAAAUAAAAAGAUCUGGAGGGUUGGCCCAUAAUAAUCUGCCCCAUUCUGCUGUACACUACAAUGCCUCACCUCUGCUGCAAGUGCCUCCUGAUGGGUGCUCCUGACCCUCAUUGAUGAUCAAAACUGAAUUGUGUGGCCUGACUUUUUUUUUUUUUUUUUUUGUACGUCUGAGAUAAAUAAUUUACUGACAAGAGGACGGUGGACUCAGCGGCCUCAGGAGGACGAGGACUGAGCUUGUACUUUCCUUCUCUCCCAAGGGCUCGAGAGGCUGAGCACAGUAACACAGUAGCCUUGCACUGAUGUCUCAAGCAUUC
This is a messenger RNA of Nematolebias whitei (Rio pearlfish), 3557 nucleotides long. RefSeq names its product clathrin interactor 1a (gene clint1a). The record is from RefSeq and is a predicted model, not a curated record. Gene Ontology annotation, biological process: endocytosis. Gene Ontology annotation, molecular function: phospholipid binding; clathrin binding. The coding region runs from base 130 to 1980 and encodes 616 amino acids. The transcript is spliced from 12 exons. Lineage: Eukaryota; Metazoa; Chordata; Actinopteri; Cyprinodontiformes; Rivulidae. Gene Ontology annotation, cellular component: plasma membrane; endosome; clathrin vesicle coat.